This is a messenger RNA of Haliotis rubra (blacklip abalone), 1029 nucleotides long. RefSeq names its product alpha-(1,3)-fucosyltransferase C-like. NCBI's taxonomy places the organism in Eukaryota, Metazoa, Mollusca, Gastropoda, Lepetellida, Haliotidae. The transcript has a single exon. The record is from RefSeq and is a predicted model, not a curated record. Bases 1 to 1029 code for a protein of 342 amino acids. Gene Ontology annotation, cellular component: membrane. Gene Ontology annotation, molecular function: alpha-(1->3)-fucosyltransferase activity.
AUGGUAAAAGAUUCAGUACAAGUGAAUUCUAUUUCACCCAAGACAAUUCUUUGGUACUUUCCACCGAGGUAUGUACCAACGGAUAAUAGAGGCAAAGUUCCCUUACCUGCAUGCCCUGAGUUAAAAUGCUUCGUGACAAGAAAUAAAACAUUUCUACCAGAAAGUGAUGCCGUCAUAUUUAACUCACAGUUUAUCGAAGGCGACAUUCCCCCUCGAAAACCAGAUCAGGUCUGGAUCUUCCACAACAGUGAGGUCCCAUAUCAUAAGUCCACUAACAGACCUUACCAUAGAAACCCUUGGUCUUCUUCUUUCAACUGGACUAUGGCUUAUAGACACGACUCGGAUAUAUUUCGACCCUAUGGAGUACUCAGAAGAAGACCAAACAUCCCUAUCAAGAACUAUACAAGCAUUGUUCGGAAGAAAACUAAGUUGGUAGCUUGGAUGGCGAGUAACUGUGCAGAUUGGAGUAAGAGACGCUCAUACGUCAGGGAGCUGCAGAAGCACAUCCAGGUUGAUAUUUAUGGAGCUUGUGGAAAGAUGGUGUUUUCGAGACUCAGAAAUAAAGAGUGGAUGGCAUAUCUGAAUGAAACAUACAAGUUCUAUUUGGCAUUUGAAAAUAAUUAUUGUCUUGACUAUAUCACUGAAAAACUCUUCAAUUACUUUACCCUUGACCUUGUAACGGUUGUUCGCGGAGGCGGAAACUACUCACGUGAUGUUCCUCCAAAUACUUACCUAAAUGUUGCUGAUUUCAAGUCCCCCAAAGAACUGGCUGAUCGCUUGUGGUUUCUGCACUACAACACUGACAGGUAUAUCGAUAUCCUGAAACGCAAGGAGCGGUAUUAUUAUCAAAAUGAGGACUACAGGUUCACCUUUUUGGGCUCUCCUUACAUUGAACAGCACUACGAGCAGGAACCUAUGUGCGACUUAUGCAGGAGACUCAGGGACAUCACACAUUACAGGAAGACCAUUCCUGAUAUUUUGUCAUGGUGGAAAAAAGGGCUUUGUCGAAAUCCUGUAACAUAUAUGUAA